Molecule: messenger RNA, 1401 nt
Organism: Babesia bigemina
Lineage: Eukaryota; Apicomplexa; Aconoidasida; Piroplasmida; Babesiidae
Exons: 8
Coding region: 1-1401 (466 amino acids)
Source: RefSeq, a predicted model, not a curated record
AUGGCGACGAACAUCCCCGCAGUCGCAACAACGCUACAGCGCCGGUCCGUAGGCUUUAUCGUACGUCACGGCUCUGCCGUUGGGGCAAAGCAGAUAGAAAAGCCUUCCGACGUCGCAAGAUACAUAGGUAAGGUGGCCAAGGAACUCGGAGCAGAUGAACGGAAAAAACACGUACCUCAAUGCGCUCAGCUUGUGGACUCAAUGUGUAGAAACAUAACGCAGUAUACCGCUAUGGAAGUCAGGGCUGUGGCGCACGGAAUGCCAAUCAUAUUCGGGGCGGAUAUCAGCAGCGCCUGGUUGCAGGCCAUAGCGACAUUUGCACUAAAACGUGCUCACAUGAUGCCGGUGUACCUCCUAUAUCCGAUAGUCAACAGUCUCUGCAGGAUGGCCAAACACGAAAGGGACGUACCCGUCGACCAAAUGCUGGCCGUAUGCCGCGAACGUGUGGCUGAGGCCAAUUCCAUAGACCUUGCAACCAUAGCGCAGACUGCAACGCUAUUGAAACGAAGUCGUGAAAUUUUGGAACUCAUGAACGCCGUCGCUGACGCGGCAACAUCGGAAACUAUACUCGAAGGAAUCUCCACGACCAACGCCGUAUUGAUACUGUACUCCUUCGGUCAAAUGGGCAUCAGGCACAAGAAACUCUACCAAUCGAUGACGCAGAUAAUAACAAAGAUGGAACAUGACGACUUUCAGUCGCACCUCAUUCCCAUUGCACUACACGCGCUUGCCAAAUUCGGCAACUGUGACCGCAAUGUGCUGGAGACAAUAGCCAACCACGCAAUCAAGGUUGCCAACAACAUGCAACCCGAAAACGUCUCCGGCACUGUCUGCGCGUUGGCGAAACUCAAGUUUAGGCAUUCGUUGCUGCUCAGGGAAAUGGCAAAACGCACAAGGGAGCUCAUGUCAGACAUGAACCUGAGGGAGAUGUUAUGUAACCGCACAGGCAACAUCCUCUGGGGAUUCGCGAAGCUUAGGCAUAGCGACGAAGAUCUUAUAGAUGAAAUGAUAGGUGGGGACAGAUGCGCGCAGUACCCGCGAAUAGACAACAUGUCGUUCGCGCAGAUUUUCGAGGCGCUCAGAUGUUACCACGCAGUGCACAAAGCAUACUCAAACGCAGCCGUUGUGAAGGCCCUGCUGCCGAGGUACAUCGAGGUCAUGCCGCAGUGCUCCACGCAGAUUGUAACGCAGGUCGCAUGGUGUUGCUGUAGCCUGGGCUGCAACGACUGCGGAAUCAUAGUUCAAUCGCUCGAUGUGCUCAAGUCUAGGAAACGCACAAAAGUUGAACAGAAAUACGUAAACAUGCUCCUAGAUGCGCUCAAACAUGCUCCCAUGGAACCAGAGGAGAUUCUAACACACUACGAGAAGGAACUGAGGACAUCGGGCACUGACGGCGAAUAG